GAACAGUAAAAAUUAUUAUUUUUAAUUUAUUUUUCGUGAAUUAGUAUUUUGAUUACAUAUUUUUAUCCAAAAAAAGAAAAUUUUAAAAAUAAUAUUUUUAGUAGUUUCCAUUGACCAAGUCACUUCGUUUUAGAUGUGUUGCCGGAGAUUAUAUGCCAAUUUGGCAAUUUUUUUUGAACAUCUUUCGAUGGAAGUUGGUUAUAAAGAAUAAACUAAAUCUUUAACCUCUGCUAAAUAUCAAUUGAGGGGGAAGUUGGAUCUCCAUGGCUAAAGAAGCUUCAUUUUGUCAUGUCUUCUUGAGCUUCAAAGGGGAAACAAGAAACAAGUUUACAUGCUUCGUAUACGAGGCAUUAAAAGCCGAAGGAUUCAUAGCCUUCAUGGACAAAAGUGAUAUAUGUGUUGGAGAUGAACUAAAUUCAACAAUUAAGGAAGGUAUUAGAUCCUCCAUGAGCGCCAUCAUUAUAUUCUCCCAAUAUUAUGCAGAAUCUACGUGGUGCCUUGAUGAACUUGUCCUCAUCCUUGAACGCUACAAGGUCUCUAGGUAUUUUAUCCUACCAAUUUUUUACGAGGUUGAAAUCCAUGAUAUUAAACACCAGCUGGGUAAUUAUAGUAUUGCGCUUGAGAAGCAUAGGGCAAGGCACAACCACAAAGUGGACAAGUGGAGAGAAGCUCUGGUAGAAGUUGGUAACAUUUUUGGAGAGCAUGUAGAGGGACUACAAAGCACUUUCAUCCAAAACACUGUCAAAUUGUUUCGAGAAAGAUUGGCAGCCAGGUUCCCUGAAUGUCGUCAGCCAGUGCCAAAAGGUCAAGUUUUACAAGGCACGUCUUCAUCUCCCUCUUUGAGCCAUGAGUCGUCUGCUGCCAAGAUAAUUCUUUACACAACUACCAGGGCUAAUAAUGGCGAGUCAGUAAGGAAGAUACUUGAAAGUGCAAAUGUUGUGUAUGAGGUGAGAAAUUGCUCAGAUGAGCCCAUGUAUGUGAGUGAGCUAAAAGAGCUGCUUGGUAAAAAGAAAGUAAGAUUUCCUACUGUGAUUGUGAAUGGAAAGGACUUGUGUGGAGAAGAAGAGGAAGAGGGUUUUCAUAAUAUUGAAAUCAGGCAAAAGCUGAAGAAAAGACUGAUGUCACUCUACCGGAAGCAAUACUUGGCAAAAGCAAGAAGAAGAAUGAAGAAAAGAAGAAAAAAAAACAUCUUCAAGAUACAAUGUCAAUGGAUUGUUAAUGUAUUAGUAUGUACUUUCAAGACACAAUGUAAAUGUAACGUAUCAGGGGACAGGAGCCACAGAACGGAAGCCCAGGAGCACUGCUAGAAAAUUUGUAAGGCCGAUGUUUGAGAACUGACGCGUAACGAAAGGUCUUAGACUUUUUCAUCAAUUUAUAACUGAUGUAUUAGGGCAAGUCAAAUGGAGGUGCUAAAAAUAAUGUUAUAUUUAUAAUAUAGCACCCAUCAAAAAUGCACACUUGAAUAAGAUGCUAAACUUGAUUUCAAUAUAGUAAAAUGUUAUACUUGGUAAUAAAUAUAGAACCAAGUAUAGAUAUUGUUAUAAUUAUCACAUAGACAUGCAAGUGGGAAAGUGAGAGAAAUAACAAGUUUGAUAUUUUUUAUUUCGUUUCAUUUACAAAGGUGGUUGACAAAUUAGUUAAAUAUAGAUUAUUUGGUGCAAUUUUAAAUCUAUGCAUUGGAGUAGAAUUUUUGUUUUAACAUCACAAAACACUUCUUGGUGUAAAAAUAUAGCAAUAGUUAUAUGAAUUCUAGUACUACUGGUGGCCAUGUUGAAAAUUUUAAAUGAAAUACAGAUUUAUUAUGAACCCUUUAGUCACAUGAGUAUAUGAUAGAACAGUCAUGCUUUUACAAGUUCAGCAUUUAAGUUUCAACAAGUGUCCUAUAUUAACUGGCAAACUGUCACUUUCAGUUAGUAGUACCAAACUACUAUGAAUUUGUAGCUUGUGAUUUUUAUUUGCUUUCCCGAAUGAAUGUGGUUUGAAAUGAAAGGGAAAAUUCAAUCAAUCGCAAGCAAUUUUUAAAUGCAGCUAAAAAAGAUAGGAGCAUAAUUUCUCAUUUGUACUGUUGUGUUGAAUUCUGUAGAU
Messenger RNA from Daucus carota subsp. sativus, 2085 nucleotides. Its product is annotated as protein PHLOEM PROTEIN 2-LIKE A5-like. The coding region runs from base 264 to 1307 and encodes 347 amino acids. The record is from RefSeq and is a predicted model, not a curated record. Lineage: Eukaryota; Viridiplantae; Streptophyta; Magnoliopsida; Apiales; Apiaceae. The transcript is spliced from 2 exons. Gene Ontology annotation, biological process: signal transduction.